This is a messenger RNA of Nothobranchius furzeri (turquoise killifish), 1884 nucleotides long. It is a transcript of the gene qpct, whose product is annotated as glutaminyl-peptide cyclotransferase. Lineage: Eukaryota; Metazoa; Chordata; Actinopteri; Cyprinodontiformes; Nothobranchiidae. The record is from RefSeq and is a predicted model, not a curated record. Gene Ontology annotation, molecular function: zinc ion binding; glutaminyl-peptide cyclotransferase activity.
GUCUCCACUUAACAGCAGGCUUCAGUGACGUGGUGCUGAAAGCCUCGGGCACUCCCUCCUGCCUUCCACAUGAUCUGAAAGCUCCCUCUGAGGAGAGACGGAGGAAUGUGGAAAGGAGGGACAACAUCGAUGUCUUGGCUCUCCACAAUGCCUUCUUUUUACUCUGUAAUAAUCGGUGUGACAUUCAUCUUCCACACUAAUGGGAUCCCAUGGACGGAAGAAAAGCUCCAACACAGAGCUGUCACACUAACAGAAGAUGAGAUCCGUGCUGCUCUGUCUCACACGGAUCUGGAGCAAAUGUGGCAGCGCGACCUGAGACCCCUGUUGGUUACCAGAUACCCGGGGUCUGCAGGCAACCAGGCUGUACAGAAUCAUAUAAAAACAACCCUUGGUUCCCUUGGAGCAGGAUGGGAAGUGAUGGAGGACAAGUUUGUGUCACAGACGCCGUACGGCCAGCUCCCUUUCACCAACCUGAUCGCCACACUGGACCCAUCAGCAAAGCGCCGCCUAGUUCUGGCCUGUCACUUUGACUCCAAGUACUACCCGCCUCAGUGGCAUGGAAGAGAGUUCCAGGGUGCUACGGACUCGGCUGUUCCUUGUGCUAUGAUGCUGGAGCUGGCACGAGCGCUGGAUGAAGAGCUGAAGGCUCAGAAGGACUCCAGCCCCGACCUGACCCUGCAGAUGCUCUUUUUCGAUGGAGAAGAGGCACUUUUCCAGUGGACCCCCACAGACUCCCUGUACGGCUCUCGCCACCUAGCCAAAAAGAUGGAGGCCACGCCACAUCCUGCAGAAGCAACAAACACCAACCAGCUGCAAGGCAUAGACUUGUUUGUGUUGAUGGACCUCAUCGGGGCCCCAAGUCCCACAUUUGGCAGCCAAUUCCAAGACACUUCAUCUUGGUUCACCAGGCUGCAGAGCAUUGAGAAGCGUCUACACUCCAUGAACCAGCUUGCAGAACAUCCUAACAGCGUGCAGUAUUUCUGGCCAGAUCGUCAUGUGGGUCGUGUUAUCGAUGAUCACGUACCAUUCUUGAACAGAGGUGUCCGUGUCCUCCACCUUAUCCCUUCUCCCUUUCCCUCUGUGUGGCACACGUUCGACGACAACGAAGAAAACCUGGACCGCACCGCAAUUCAGAACCUCAACAAGAUCCUGCAGGUUUUUGCUCUGGAGUACCUCAAUGCCAGACCCGCGGUUCCCUCAGACCCACAAAAUGCUCCUUAAAACUUUCUAAUAUAUCUCAUAUAUCGUUAAUCACUGUAGAAGCUGAAUGAAGACACAACGUCAGAGGUUUCCCCGCUCGGUCCAGGGAAUACUUUACACCAGACAUUUACUUUGAAACUAUCUUGGACAAGAAGACUUUUAUUUUUAAAGAUGUUUUUCAUUCCUGAAAUCUUUUACUGUGAUAGAAUUGUUAUUAUGCUUCUCACUGAGGAAAUGGUGGCCCACAUGAGAUGAUGGUGGCAGGGGCGUGUCCAGGGGGUGGCCUGGGGUAGCACAUCCCACCCUUUGAAUCUGAUUGGCCACCCCACUGAAUUCCCAAUAAAUAGACUUGUCCACAAAACACUUGGGGUAAAAAAAAGCAUAACCAUUGGUGUCACCCAUGCAUAAAGAAGUGCACUACCUGGGCCACCCCAUUUUAAAAGAUCUGGGCACACCACUGGAUGGUGGACAAUAUAUUUUUCCCUGAAGCUUAAGAUACUUCCUCUGUCCCUAAUAAUCUGUCCAGUGUUUAUAACACACACAGAGAAGUCGAUCACCUCCUGCGCUGACGUGCCCGCUUCUCUUUAAAUCUGCUUUUAACUUCCAGAAUCAGCCUAAUCUGGAAUCCUGUCUUCUGAGAACGAAUAAAUGUUUAAGCAGAAAAUAAAAGACUGUUCAGCAGAA